Protobothrops mucrosquamatus (brown spotted pit viper) is the source of this 2723-nucleotide messenger RNA. Its product is annotated as tetratricopeptide repeat protein 37. Gene Ontology annotation, cellular component: Ski complex. Gene Ontology annotation, molecular function: protein binding. The transcript has 18 exons. The annotation marks the transcript as partial. NCBI's taxonomy places the organism in Eukaryota, Metazoa, Chordata, Lepidosauria, Squamata, Viperidae. The record is from RefSeq and is a predicted model, not a curated record.
CAUUUCUCUCAUUGAACUAAAAACACUCAAAAUUUCUUUAGUUGCCAAGAAAAGAAAAUUAUAUUAGCCCAACAUUCCAGAGCUCGUAUGCAUUCUACAAAUUCUGCAAAAUGAGGGAUGAAUGGGAAGGUAUAGGCAUCCAAAGUGGGGAGACAUAUGACAGAGUACAUAUGUAACAAUGCAAACUCUGGAAUUUACCUGCUGUAGUUACAUCUGAUAUUAGGAUGCAAAUACAAAAGGCCAGAGCUUGUGUUAUUGCAACAAAGGUUUCAUUAUUUUUUAUCACUACAAUUAUUCUGGAUUAUGGGUCCUGUAUAUACUCUUUAGUUGUAUUCUCUUAUAUAUGCAACAGUAUGACCUUGAUGGUAUAGGGUUUCCUGCCUGAGCAGGAGGUUGGACUAGAUGACCUCCGAGGUCCCUUCCAACUUUAUCAUCAUCAUCACCAUCAUCAUCAUCAUCAUUAUUAUUACCUAGCUAUGCUGCUGAGUAAAAUACUAUACUGUAUUAUUUUACAAAUAUACAUCAGAUGUCUUCAUAUGUAUCAGUAACUUUCUUAAAUUAAUAUUACCUGUAGUCAUGUCAAACAAGGAAGUGAAAGCAGCAUUGAAAAGUGCCAGAGAUGCAAUAAGAAAUAAGGAGUAUAAAGAAGCACUGAAACAUUGCAAGGCAGUAUUGAAACAAGAAAAAAAUAAUUACAAUGCUUGGGUAUUCAUUGGCCUGGCGGCUGCUGAAUUAGAACAACCCGAACAAGCCCAAGGUGCAUAUAAGAAGGCUGCUGAACUUGAUCCUGGGCAGUUGCUGGCAUGGCAGGGAUUGGCAAAUUUGUAUGAAAAAAGGAAUCAUACAGAUGUCAAAGAAGACUGGAUUAAGGUUUAUGAGAAACUACUAGAACUCUAUGAAAACAAUGAUCAACAGAAAUGGUGUGAAGUAUGUAAAAAGCUUGUGGAGCUGUAUCAUAAAGAUAAACAAUAUCUUCAGGUGGCACGAAGUUGGCACAAACUAAUAAAAAUAAGAAGAGAAGAAGGUGCAGACAAUGUUGAACUUCAUCAGCUUUGGAAGAAAUUGGUCCAGUUGCUAGAAGAGGGCAUACAGCUUAAAGAUAAUGAAAUAGAGCAAUUGUUGGAAAUUGACAGUUUGAGUAACUUGACUGAGGAGGCCCUCGGUUGUUGUCAGAAACUUUUGGAUAUUGAUUCAAGAAGUGGUCCAGCUCUGAUCAUUUUAGGGAUUCAGUCCCUCCAAGAAAGAAAUUACAAUGAGGCUGAAAAAAAGCUUACAGAAGGUUUGCAGCAGUCCAAUCAGUGUCCAGUAGGAUGGUGUUACUUAGGGAAGGUGCAAAUGAAAAUGCAUAAAUACCAAGAAGCUGUUCAUUCCUGCAAUCAAGCUUUAAAGAGUCUGGGACAACUUAAUGACCCAAGUUUCAUUCAGCAACAAAAAAAUAUUGCCCAACAUUUCAGAGCAAGAGCCUUCAUUAAAAUUCCAGGUGCUAACUAUGCCGAUGAAGCCAUAUCUUCCCUCAGUCAGAUCUUGGAUAGAAAUAAUGAUCCAAAGCUUAUAGCUCUUAGAGGACAGGCCUAUCUAAAGAAAGAUCUCACUGAUGAAGCUUUGAAGAUUGCACAAGAGCUUCAGUUGGCACAUCCAGACCUGGCAGAAGCCCACUUCCUUGAAGGAUUGAUACAUUAUAGGCAAAAGGAAUAUCAUCAGGCAGAAAUGAGUUUCCAGAGAGCUAUAGCAAAGGAAGCUGAAAUAGCUGAAUUCCAUUUUUGGCUGGGCCUCACUUACUGGUUUAUGAAUGAGGAGACAAGAAAAGAUAAAUCAAAAGCCCUCACUCAAUUUCUGAAGGCAGCAAAACUGGACAAUUUCAUGGGAGAUGCUUUCCAUUAUUUAGGUCAAUAUUACAGAGAUGUAGCUGGAGAUAAAAACAGAGCUCUUGGCUGCUAUAAAAAGGCUUUUGAAAGAGAUAAAACAGAUGGUGUUACUGGAGCAGCAGUAGUGGACUUGAGCACUGAGCUUGGAGACUUGGAAACUGCCCUUGCCAUCUUGACAGAGGUAACAGAACAAGCAAGUGCUGGGAGAGCAAAAUGGGCCUGGCUUCGCCGAGGACUUUAUUAUCUAAAAGUGGGACAACAUUCGCAAGCCGUGGCAGAUUUGCAGGCAGCUCUGCGCGCAGAUCCAAAGGACCCCAAUUGUUGGGAAGCUCUAGGAGAGGCCUAUCUGAGUCGAGGAGGCUACACAACAGCCCUGAAGUCAUUCCGAAAGGCAAGAGAACUCAACCCCAAGUCUAUAUAUAGUAUUUAUAAGGCUGCUGCAAUUGAGCAAAUUCUUGGAAAAUAUAAAGAGGCUAUUGCAGAAUAUCAGCAUAUUUUGGAGAAAUCAAAAGAUUAUGUCCCUGCACUGAAAGGUUUGGGAGAAUGUUAUCUCAUGAUGGCAAAGUCUGUUCUUGCUAACUAUCUGGAUGGGAAAGCUUUGGACUAUGUAGAACAAUCACUUGACUUUUUGGCACGGGCAGCAAAAUACCGUCCAGAAGUAUCCUGCCUUUGGAAGUUGCUUGGAGAUGCCUGUAAUUGUGUAUGUGUUAUUUCACCAUCCAAAGUGAAUGUAAAAGUUUCAGGUUUCCUUAUUGGCCAGAACAUGGAAAAAUGUGUGCUCCAAAAAAGUGAUCUGCUCAGUCUUGGGGGAAGAUGUUAUGGUCGAGGACUGAAACUGAUGUCUUCACCAAAUACAUG